Molecule: messenger RNA, 1999 nt
Organism: Sebastes umbrosus (honeycomb rockfish)
Lineage: Eukaryota; Metazoa; Chordata; Actinopteri; Perciformes; Sebastidae
Product: cytosolic 5'-nucleotidase 3-like
Exons: 9
Coding region: 174-1043 (289 amino acids)
Cellular component (GO): cytoplasm
Molecular function (GO): 5'-nucleotidase activity; magnesium ion binding
Source: RefSeq, a predicted model, not a curated record
CACUUCCGACAGUACGUGAAGGCAGCAUCGCAGCUACAGAUCAUUCUGUCGUGUCUCCUCAGUAACAGCAGCAGCAGACUAGCAGCAGCAGCAGACUAGCAGCUUGAACGUUACUAAUCUGCGGAGAAACUGAUGAUACACGCUUUGUCUGAGCAUCAACCCACUUCAAGAAAAUGAUUCCCGAGUUGUCCAACCCCUCAGUAUGUAUGAGGGACCCUCAGAGGGUACAAGAGAUCCUACAGUCCAUGGUGAAGGCUGGCUCCAACACCCUGCAGGUGAUCUCAGAUUUUGACAUGACCCUGACAAAAUUUGCACAUAAUGGCAAAAGGUGCCCUACAUGUCACAAUAUCCUUGACAACAGCAAACUCAUCUCCAGUGACUGCAAAGAAGAGCUGAAGGAGCUGCUCGACACAUACUACCCUAUAGAGAUCGACUCUUCGCGGUCAGUAGCAGAAAAGCUGCCCCUAAUGGUGGAGUGGUGGACUAAAGCUCAUGAACUAAUGGUACAGCAGCAGAUUAGGAAAGACCUGCUGGCCGUGGCGGUGCGGGAGUCUGAUGCCAUGCUGAGGGAGGGCUACGAGCUCCUCUUUAACCACCUGUAUGAGCACAGCAUCCCUCUGCUCAUCUUCUCUGCUGGAAUAGGAGACAUCCUGGAAGAGGUUAUUCGCCAGGCCAAAGUCUUCCACCCAAACGUCAAAGUCUUCUCCAACUACAUGGACUUUGAUGAGUCUGGAGUGUUGAAGGCUUUCAAGGGAGAACUGAUCCACAUCUACAAUAAAAGGGAAGGCGCGCUGCUCAACACCGGCCACUUCCAGGAGCUGCGGACGCGGCCCAACGUGCUACUGCUGGGAGAUUCUCUGGGAGAUCUGACCAUGGCUGAUGGGGUGCAGGACAUGGAAAACAUCCUCAAGAUCGGGUUCCUCAACGACAAGGUGGAGGAGAGGAAGCAGUCUUACUUGGACUCAUAUGACAUUGUGUUGUUAAAAGAUGAGACCUUGGAAGUCCCCAACGCUAUAAUGCUCUACCUUACUGGCAACAAGUGAGUUGAGAAUACCACUGACCAUUUUGUAUUGAACACUCCGAUGCCAUCAGCUGAGGAAGCUCCCGCUCAGUAAGCGCCAGUUGAAGGCUUAUUUACAACCAACUAAGAAUAUUUCUUUUUAUUUUAUAAAACUAUUCACAAGUUCAGUCGACAGCCACAGUUAACUUACACUACAUCUUCCUUUUAUAUUUGUGUCCAUUGGCCUUCCUCUCAUGUUAAUGGUUAAACUGCUUUUGGACCAUACUGUAGAUUCGCACCAUCUACCUACUUUUCAGCAUGUGUGUGGUUAUGGGUGUUUUGGGGUUUUAGUUUGUUUGGGGAAGAGAUAAUGUUGGUAUUGUCAGACAGUUUUGGUUUUCAUAUAGGAUGUAAUGAUAAAGGGAAAGAAAAACGCACAACAUAAAUGGCAGCACUUGACAUCUGGUUUAAAACUGAGUUCUAGCUGAUUUUAACUUGACGUUUUUAAGAAGUUAAACGUUUUUUUUACAAUGUCAAGUCUUCAAGUUUCUGGUAGUAUUGUUAAAUAAUAAGUACAGGUUGUAUUUAUUGUUACUUGUUGGUAAACUUUGACAACUAUACCUGACUUUUAGGGUAAAACAAAUACAUAGCUCUUUUUUAAAAUAUGGCAGAGGUCACUGAGGUCAAAUUAUUUGUAAGAACUAACUGCUACCUCAGAAGUGUUAAAAUAUUACAAACUAACACAGGACUUUCAGAAUUUUUUUAGUAUUUUACAUAGUAAAAUCAAGUCAUUUUAACUAUAGUUUUGAAAACAAUUGAUUCAAAAGUUUCUUAAAACGUAACUACAAGUCAAUAACACAAUAUCCAAAAAUGAAAUAGAUUUUUUUUUGGCAUUUUUGGACAUUUUGCCACGUACAGUCAGUCAUGUCUUCUUUUGUCCAAACUCAUUACCUCUUCAUAUGUUCCAACUUGUCUAAAAUAAAAUGUGGUUCCACCCGG